This is a messenger RNA of Drosophila nasuta, 1047 nucleotides long. RefSeq lists its product as uncharacterized. Lineage: Eukaryota; Metazoa; Arthropoda; Insecta; Diptera; Drosophilidae. The coding region runs from base 1 to 918 and encodes 305 amino acids. The transcript has a single exon. The record is from RefSeq and is a predicted model, not a curated record.
AUGAAGUACACAUUGAUCUUCACUGUGAGUGGCAGCAAAACUUCAACUUUGAACAAGCAACUAAUAAAAAAUAUUUCUUUUAUGAUCUUCUCUAGCUGCUGGCAGCUUUUGCUUCCACUUGCUUCGCAGCUCCCCUUGGACCUCAACGAUCUUUUCUCAGGUCUGUCGCCCGUGGAGCAGCAAGCACCAACCCAAGAUGUAGUCAAGCGUCAAGUGGUGGCCAAUCCCGACAGUGAACUCAAGCAGAUCUCGUUCCAAACACUCAUUGGCAAUCUGGAGAACAGUCUGUUCCAAUCCGCGUUGAGUUUGCACGGCGCCAGCGCACCCGACAGCACUGUGGAUGAAGUGCAGCCUGGUCAGGAUGAUUCAGCUGAACACAGCAUUACCAAGCGUGCUGAUGAGGUCGUGACUGUGUUGCCCUCAACAGCUGAUGAGCCACAGGAGCGCAAGAUUCUUGUGCAGACCACCAAGAAGGUGCCAUCGGAGGAUGGAGUGCCAGCUCAUUUGAUCAUUGAUCAUGUGUCGGUGCAGCCACAUAAUGGACUCUCGGUGCCCUUGAUUCCCACAUUCCAGGUGCAUCACACCAAGAUCACGUCGGCCACCAUUGUCGAGGAUGCCAAUAACGACAGCAGCGAUGGCAAACAGACCAAGAUCAGCAUCACCAAGACAUCGAUCACAUCGACGGCGCCUGUGGAGAGCAUCGAGACGCAGAGCAGCAGCGUUGUUCCAGAGAUUGCUACUUCCAGCAUCACAACGGAGCAGGCGACCAGCAGCAGCAGCAGCGAAAGCAGCUCCAGUGAGAGCACCUCCAGCUCCUCCACCUCGAGCACCACUUCGGAGCAGCCCAUUGUGACGAAGCUCAAGGAGAAGGUCGCUGAGGUUGAGGCUGAGCCUGUUAUUCUCACGGCUCGCGUCUAGAUCUUUAGACAACCUCUUGACUCUAGUCGUAACCAAUUCACACACACAUAUACUCACUCACACAUACAUACAUAUUUAUGUCACGCCAAGUUCAAUUAAAGUCAUGUGAUUUGAUCUAAAACCUAGCAA